This is a messenger RNA of Closterium sp. NIES-67, 841 nucleotides long. The record is from the annotation of a GenBank genome assembly. Lineage: Eukaryota; Viridiplantae; Streptophyta; Zygnematophyceae; Desmidiales; Closteriaceae.
UCAACAAGGCCCAUGAAUGCACGCAUCCAGCUGACUAGCAUUCUCGACGAGUAGUCUUCGAUCCAAGCACUUCGAUCUCUGUUAUAUCGCAUUCAGAUUCCUACCCUUGCACCUCUUCGUUCUCGCUCGUUCUCGAUCGUGCUCGCUCGUCUCAUCUUCCUCGGUCGCCUUUUCUGUCCUAAGCCUGCGAACAAGUACUACUAUGGCGUACGCGUAUCCCGCACCUGCACCUGCACCACCCGUGGCCGCGCCUGUACAGUUCAAUGCAGCCCCGAUGGGCAUGUGGACCACGGGAUGCUGCGGCUGCUUCGAGGACUGUGAAGCAUGCUGCUGCGCCUACUUUUGCCCCUGUGUGGUGUUUGGCCGCGUCGCGGAGAUUGCGUCGGACGGAUCCGUGGCCAUGGAGGAGGCCUGCGCGAUCUGGUACCUCGUCCAGAUCUGUCUCCUCGCCGGAUGCGUGUACUCCUUCGGUUUCCGGUCGAAGCUGAGGGUCAAGUACAAUCUGCCUGGCGAUACGGUCAAUGAUUUUCUCAUGCACUGGUGCUGCCAGUGCUGCGCAUUCUCCCAGGAGUACCGGGAGCUAAAGAACCGCGGAUGGAAUCUUGCAGAGGGUUACAGAGCGAACAUUAUGAGGUUCCAAGCUGGAAACGUCCCGCCUCAGAAUCAGUUCAUGUCCAAGCAGUAGAUGCCUUUAUAUUCAAUAAAAAUGUGAUUAGAGUAGAUGCCCUUACUGUCAAACAUAUUUGUAUAUGUUCUACUAGGCUAGAUAGGUACAUGCUCUUAGAGGGUACAACCACUUGAACAAAAUCAACCUGUGUGUCGCAUUCUAGUCAACUUUUUA